Penicillium macrosclerotiorum is the source of this 1143-nucleotide messenger RNA. Its product is annotated as Dcp1 family protein. Gene Ontology annotation, molecular function: enzyme activator activity; mRNA binding. Gene Ontology annotation, biological process: deadenylation-independent decapping of nuclear-transcribed mRNA; deadenylation-dependent decapping of nuclear-transcribed mRNA; positive regulation of catalytic activity. Gene Ontology annotation, cellular component: P-body. The coding region runs from base 1 to 1143 and encodes 380 amino acids. The transcript has a single exon. NCBI's taxonomy places the organism in Eukaryota, Fungi, Ascomycota, Eurotiomycetes, Eurotiales, Aspergillaceae. The record is from RefSeq and is a predicted model, not a curated record.
AUGAGCGCUCGAAAACCCCGGCGAUCAAAUAAUAAUCACAAUAACAACCAGACUCAGAACCAUAUUCCUAAUCCCACCGCCCACCUCCCCCUCACCGACUAUGAAUCGGAUGCCGCCUACUAUUCCGAUCUCCAAGAACAGACACCCAUCCCACCCCCACGAUCCAACGAAGAGGUCAACCUCUCCGUCCUCCGCCGUCAUAACCCGUCGAUCACUUCAGUCCUCUCACUCGCCCAAUAUGUGGUGGUAUACUUCUUCAGCCCGACGACCACACAAUGGGAAAAGCAUGGCGUCGAGGGGACACUCUUCGUCUGCCAGUUGACACAGGGCAGCCUGGGCGAGGAGCGAUACACAGCAUUUGUACUGAACCGUCGUGGGCUCAACAACUUCGAUUUGCCUCUCACCGACGGCGCCAAUGUGGAGGUGACCGACGAGUUCGUGAUCUUGAAGGCGGACAAGCCGGCCGACACCCAAAAGGAUACGAACGGCACAGCCACCCGCCCUAAUGGUGCCGCCUCAAAUGGUGUGAUCAUCUACGGCCUCUGGAUCUACUCCGAGCCGGCUCCCAACUCCACCGCCCAGGCACGCACCAUUAACGCGCAGAUGAUUUGCGAGUGCGCCGCCCACGGCGGCCAGAGCUUGAAGAUUGCGCGUGAGCGAGUCGAAGCUAUGCGCCAGAAUGGGAUGUAUGUUGCUGCAGCGACUGCGGACACGCAGGCUCCGCCGCCGCAGGAGGGUCAGGGUGGUGUGCCGAUGGGUCGCCAGAUAUCGCUUAAGGAGCUAUUUGGCCAGCAGCGGGCACAUGAUGAUGAGUGGAGUGUGCGGGCGCACCAUCUUCCUCCCAUGGAGCAGCAGCAGCAACAACAACAACAACAACAACAAAAACAACAGCAGCAGCAACAGCAACAAUACCCAGAGCCUCAACAGUAUCAGCAACUGCCGCAGCAGUACCAGUAUCAGCCGCAGCACCAGCAACCGCAGGGCUACCCGGGAAUGGCGCCCCCACAAGCCCAACAAUAUCCACCGCAGCAGCAACAACCUCAAUUUCAACCGCCUGUCCCACCGCAGGCUCAAGCAGAUGUACUAGGCGCCCUGUUCCGGCGUGCAGGACUUGCAUACCAAGGCAAUGGUCCCGAGGCCUAG